This is a messenger RNA of Paramuricea clavata, 5833 nucleotides long. NCBI's taxonomy places the organism in Eukaryota, Metazoa, Cnidaria, Anthozoa, Malacalcyonacea, Plexauridae. The record is from the annotation of a GenBank genome assembly.
AAGAGGCCUCAAGCACAUCUGACCUAGCUAAUAUAGUUAAUGAUGCUUUUAUUCUUCCGAUGAAGAUUUUCUCACCUCUUCCACACGAUUUUCAACUCGAACAAGAUAUCCCUUCAUCCGCACCAUUUGUUUUAUCCGUUCACUCUGUUUUUAUGAAGUUGUCGUUGUUGAAUCCAACAAAAGCUCAAGGUCCAGAUGGCCUCCCGGUCUGGCUACUGAAGGAGAAUGCAGACCUUCUUGCAGAACCUAUAGCAGAAAUUAUAAACAGCUCCUUCCGCGAAAGUAGGUUACCACCAUCAUGGAAAGAAGCGGAUAUAGUUCCAGUACCGAAACAAAGAAUUGUAAAAGACGUCAGCAAACACUUAAGACCAAUUUCCCUCACGCCAAUACUUUCUAAAGUUGCUGAGGAGUUCAUCAUACAAGAAUAUGUCAAACCGGCGGUUUUAAAAAAGAUUAAAAGUAACCAAUUUGGCUCAAUUCCAAAAUCAUCGACAACCCAGGCUUUGAUCAGCAUGAUACACACAUGGAGCAAGUAUACGGACGGAACUGGCUCUACAGUCAGAGUGGUUGUUUUCGAUUUCAGGAAAGCUUUCGACCUAAUCGAUCACAAUAUAUUGGUUCGAAAGCUAAAAGAUCUAAAUAUCGCCCAUAAUAUUAUCAGUUGGAUCGUUGAUUUCCUGAAAUGCCGCAAACAAAGGGUAAAAUUGUCACAGGACUGUAAAUCAGAAUGGAAAAAUGUGCCGGCAGGAGUUCCCCAAGGAACAAAGUUAGGGCCUUGGUUGUUCGUGUUGAUGAUUGACGAUAUAGACACCACCAAUACAGACUUGUGGAAAUAUGUGGACGAUACCACAGUCGCUGAGAUGGUAGAAAAAGGAGAGACAAGUAAGAUCCAGAAUAUAGUAAAUGAAUUAACGGAAAAAACGUAUAGGAACAAAUUCCAGUUUAAUGAGAAGAAAUGCAAAGAGCUUCCGAUUUCUUUUACAAAAAAUCACCCUGAAUACGCACCUAUUGUUAUCAAUGAUAAACCAAUAGAAAUUGUGACUACCAUCAAAUUACUGGGUCUGAACAUUUCCAAUAAUCUUAAAUGGAACCAUCAUAUAGAGGAAAUUGCAAAAAAAGCUUCCACUCGGUUGUAUUUCCUGAGGCAACUAAAACGUGCCAAAGUUGCCGAAAAGGAACUUUUAACUUUCUACAAGACUUGUACCGGCCUAUAACCGAAUACGCCUGUCCUGUUUUCCACAACGGAUUAUCCACGUAUUUGUCAGAUGAAUUAGAACGUAUCCAAAAACGCGCAAUGCAAAUUAUAUUCCCAAAUAUUAAUUAUCAGGACGCACUGAAGAACAGUAACUUAUUUUCUUCAUACGAAAGAAGAGAAUACCUAACGAAUAAACUCUUUGAAGAGAUAUGUUCUGAUCCCAACCAUAAACUGCAUUAUCUGGUGCCGAAACUAAACGAAACUGAUAUUGGACUAAGGAACAGACGUAUGUUUAACUUUCCUGUGUGUAAAACAAACAGACUAAAAAAUAGUUUUAUAUUUAGUAAUUCAAGUAGGAAAACUUUUUAAUCCUAGUUUAUAUUUAUACUUAUUGGAUAUUACAUGUAAAAUUAGUUUAUCACUAUUUUAAUCACUUUUAACUUUUAUAUUAUGUAAAUUUAUAUGCAAUUCAGCCAUUUUGACUGCAAUGAUAUAUCUUAAUAAACUAUCUAUCUAUCUAUCGAUUAAAGCUUUUGCCAAAUCUGUACGUCUUGUUCUAUAUUUCCACUCUGUCUUUGGCUUCUCCAAGCGAAUGGUGUUGAAAUAUUUAACAUGGCGUACCGAGUUGCUGAAGCGUGAAAGGGCUUCGAUUCGAUAUGGUCAGACACGAAUUAUGGUAUUUUUCACAUUGUAAAGGUACGUACUUGGUUAAAUUACUUUUUAGAUAAGGGACACAUUGUGGAUCAUUGUUUAAAUGGGAAAAUACGGCGAUCGACUCAUUAGUCAUUUCACGCGGCUUGAGACACGAAGAUGUUCUCACACUAGGUCGGCCUAAAAACAAUACAUGUUUGAUCAAGUGUUCUUUUCACAACCGAAAUAUUGAGCUCGUUUGGCGCGAAAACUAACCGUUUGAAAUACCUAUCUUUCUCAUUUCAAAUAUUUUCGCUGUUGUAAAAAGGUGCUUUUAAGUGCUAUUCUGAAUCACUGCUGUUGGGUGUUUUAGUGGAGUUUUCAACUACAAAAAAAUGUAUUAAUAUUGUUCGCUUGUUCGACUAUCUACUUGGCCGGUUUUGGACUGUUUCUGGACCAGUUUUUUCGAAAAAAAAUGGAAGGUAAGAUGGGAGAACUGACCAAGGACAAAGUACGGAAGUACGACUUGUUGUGUGCAACUUUGUAGAAGCAACAGUGUAAAAAAUCCAGAACUGUCUUUCCACAAAUUCCCCCAAGAUUCCAAGGAGACAUGGCUGAAUUUGUUGCAUAUAGACAAACAGCCAUUGAAAAGCCAUAAAAUUUGCUCUUUGCAUUUUCCUGGCGGAAAGAAAUCAUUUGGUGCAUUACCAACUCUCCUUAAAUUAUCAUAUAGACAAACAGUAAACAGUAACCAAGGUAGAGAGCAUAUUCUAAGCUGUGACUCUAUUAUAAAUACUAAUGAUGAAACUACUACAUGUACAUCUGAACAGCAAACAUCUGGCAAUAUAUUUAAGCCUGAUAUUAAAACACAAGAGUCAAGCUACGAAAAAUUGACAACUGAACAUGCUGAAUUGAAAAGAAAUUGUGAAUUGAAAAGAGUUAUCAUCAAAAUAUGAACAGUGUGUACUCAGAAUAGAGCAUGUACUUGCGAGUGAUACAACCUUUAAAUUUUACACGGGUUUUCAAAAUUACCAGACAUUUCAAGCCUUUUUUGAAUACCUGCAACCAGCAUGAAAUUUUUUAACCUAUGCUGGUUCAAGUGACAAUGUGGAAUAUACAUCAGAAUCAACUCGAAAAUUAGGACGACCAAGGUCAAUGUCACCAGAGCAAGAGUUGUUCAUGGUCCUGGUUCACUUACGGUGUGGGCUUAUGGGAGCUGACAUUGCUUACCGAUUUGGCAUCUCAGAAGCACACGUUUCUCGUAUCUGGGUUACUUGGUUAGAGUUUCUGUACCACAGGUUAAGGGCCAUUCCCAUUUGGGCAUCACAGGAAAAUAUACAACAAACCAUGCCACAGCCUUUCAAAGAUACUUACCCAAACACCCGCGUAAUAAUUGAUUGUACUGAACUACUUGUAGAAAUGCCUACUUCAUUUAGAAGUCAAUCAGCCACAUACUCAUCAUAUAAAAAUCAUAACACGUACAGCAAAGGGAUUAAUUGGAAUUUCUCCAGCUGGUUAUCCAACAUUCGUGUCUGAACUAUAUGCUGGGCGGUCUAGUGAUAAACAAGUCACCAAGGAUUGUGGCAUUCUUAAUUUACUUGAACCAGGAGAUCAUGUCAUGGCAGACAGGGGGUUCAACAUAGAAAAUGAUAUGCCGGCUGGUGUUGGGCUGAAUAUACCACCAUUUUUGAAUGGUGCACCCCAACUGUCACUUAGCGAUGAAACUGAAACACGGAAAAUUGCUGCUCUUAGAGUGCAUGUAGAAAGAGCAAUUGGGCGCAUCAAAAAUUUUAAAAUAAUCAAAAAUGUUUUUCCACUGAAAAUGUCAUCAGACCUGAACAAGAUUUGGAUAAUUUGUUCUUACCUUACUUUGUUUUAUCCACCUUUAAUUAAUUGAUUAAUGUUAAACGUAAAUUAAAAUGCACAAAUUAAAUAAUUCUUAUUCAGUUUAAAAUAUAUUAAUUCACUAUUUUACUAGUUUAGGGUUAAUGUAUGUGAAAUAAAAUAAAGUGAGUUUUGGUAACAUUGUUUUGUACCAUAAUUCAUGGUCAAAGUAAAUUCUCUCACUAAAAAUGUCUUGCUUAGUGUACACAAUAAAAUCUCCCCAUUUAACUUUGCAGGUAGCCAUAAGCCCUUGCAGUUGGUAGUAGUACUGGUGAUUUCUUUUCAAUGUUGGUGUACCGGUAGUUUAUUUGUCAUUACUGGGUGCCGUUAAAAAAAUGACGAAUCCUCACAGGCAUCCUAAAUUGUCAUUUCUUUUUUUGAAAAUGGGCAUUUAACUUCACCUACCCCAAAUGGUGUUGUUUCUCUAGCAUCAUAUAAUAAACAAUCUGGACUGGCACCAAGCCAUGGAGCUUCCGUGUUUAUAAUCAAGCCACAUUGAACACAGGGCCGUCGCGAGUGGGGGGGGGGUGCUUCACCUCCCACCACUAACAUGCAGUGUUAUCCACCACUAACAUGCAGUGUUUUAUUAAGACUGCUCGAAAUACAAAAAAAUUAUAAAUUGUCUAUUCGGUGCCUGGGGAUAAAAAAGGUCAAAUUCAUCAAAUUGCCAUGAAAAUAUUGAAACAAAAUAUCAAUGCAAUCACAUGCAGAUACUCGGAUAACUUUGCUGACUUUGCGGAGAUGCGCGUCUGCACCACAGGCUAAGACACUUGUUAAGGCUGAUUUCCACUGUUGCGUUUUUCGUACGCACGUACACGCAGGUAAAACUUAACUUUGAAUCCUUCAAUUUUUUAAAUAUUUUACAAAUAAGUUAACAAAUGCAUACUAAAACUUGCGGAACACUAAAUUCUGUUGCUUUAUUUAUUUGGUUAUUUCAUAAGUAAUUAACAUUUAAACGGAUUUAAAGUUUUACGUGCGUAUACGUACGUAUCAAAAACGCGGCAACAGUGGAAAUCAGCCUUUACUCAGACUAUGUGCACACAGUAACGUUUCCGAGCGUUUUUGGUUGUAAUGCGUUUCUGAAACUGAAAGUACCAUUUUCACGUUCUGUUUACACGAAGACGUAUGAAAACGACGUCAGGAAACGAUGCCAAAGAUUCGUUUUCUAUGUCUGGAACGUUUGGUCGUUUUGGCACUUUGUUGUCGUGUGAACAGGAAAGUGGAAGGCGAAAAUGAAAUGCCGUGCUGGAAUUUGGAAACGAAGACUAAAAACUGACUAGUGCUUUGUCAAAAAAUCUGUUAUUGGAAAAAUAAUCAAUAUGAACAAGUCGCCUAAACGCUAAAUUUGAACCCCCCCACUGCAGAAACGCUCAAAACCGUUGCCGUGCGCACUUAAACACAGUCUCAGUCUCGAUUUACGACUUAUUUAAUUAAAACACAAUAGACUGCUAUGCUAAUAUUUUUUUUCAGCUUUAUAUGUUUAAUAUAAAUAAAUUAAAAUAAUACUCCUGUUUGAAAACAAACGCACGAAUUCAUUCAUGUUAUUAGGGCAGGUUCAUAUUGAGCUGUGGUUCCAGUUAUUGCGUGCUUCGAUUUCGUGUCAUAUUUUAUAUAUAAAGAAACCUGCAUGAUUGCUUUGUAUAGCAACCGACACACGAACAGGCUCCAUUUGAUAUAAUUACGUCGCCGAAGACAGAGGAUGCGCCUUAUUGUGGCUGCUCCUACAUUCCUUAUUUUCUUAAAUAUCCUUGGUUUUAAUCUUAUUCAGAAGAUAUUCAGGGUAUAUACAACACUAUAAUAAGGUAUCUUUGGUUGGAAACAGAAUUUAAGCGCUAUGUCUCGUUUUUUGAGCAAAAUUUGGUCCAUGAAAGAUUUUGGCUGUGGCAAAAUACAAUCGAUUCUACAACAUGGCAAACAUUACUGGAUUUAAAUAUAGCAGUAAAGAAACCUAUGAAGCGUGGUUGUCGUGCUGGAAUCAACAAGGUACGAAGUAUUAAAACAGUUAUUGGAAACCGACUUCCCUCUGAUUUAAGUUCAAGCACUCGACAAUCAUUCUCAAUAACAAAUCGUGCUUUAUUUCAACAAUCUUUCAGCCUCGUCAGACGCAGUUAUUAUAAGCGCCGA